AUGGCUUCCUUCCCGCAAAAUAACAGAACAUUUCAAAUCCUUGACGAUGCGUCCAAGGGGGGCUACAGUGUUGGGGCUUAUAACUGUUAUAAUGAUGAUGGUGUGAUCGCUGUGAUCAGAGCGGCGGAGAAGUGCGGGUCGCCGGCCAUCAUUCAGAUAUUCCCCUGGACGAUCAAGUUUCAGGGGCCACACUUCGUCAGCUAUGUCGUAGGGGCAGCACACGCAGCCAGCGUUCCUAUAGCUGUUCAUUUGGACCACUGUAUUGAGCCAGAAGACAUUAAAAUUGCUCUUGAUUUACCUUUCGACUCAAUUAUGAUUGAUGCCUCUACUCUUGAGCCCGAGGAAAACAUAAGAAAGUGUAGGGAAAUUGUCCAGAUUGCCAAUGCGAAAGGUAUCGUCAUCGAAGCGGAAAUGGGCCGCAUUGAGGGGGGUGAAGACGGCUUACCGACAGUCGAUAUGGAUACAAUAUUAACCCAACCAGAUCUGGCAAAAGAAUUCGUGGAAAGAACGGGGGUUCAGUUCCUGGCACCUGCAUUUGGAAACAUACAUGGAAAAUAUGGCCCCGGUGGUCCAGAAGCUUCAUGGAGAUUUCCACUCUUAAUGGAUGUUCAUCGUGCUAUUCCGCAAAUACCUCUAGUGCUCCACGGGACCCAUGAGGUGUCAGAUGAGCUAUUUCGAGAGACCAGGAAAUAUGGCAUGUUAAAGGUCAAUUUAAAUCGGACAGUUCGGGAUGAAUACACGGAUUUCGUUGCUCAAAACGCUGGGAAACUAGAGCUAACCAUUCUUAAAAUGCGUGGGGUUGAGGUCUAUGCUCAAUCUAUCGAACGGGUUAUGAGAGAAGUUUUAGGGUCUGCUGGAAAAGUAUAA
Messenger RNA from Hypoxylon trugodes, 867 nucleotides. RefSeq names its product aldolase. Gene Ontology annotation, biological process: carbohydrate metabolic process. The transcript is spliced from 3 exons. Bases 1 to 867 code for a protein of 288 amino acids. NCBI's taxonomy places the organism in Eukaryota, Fungi, Ascomycota, Sordariomycetes, Xylariales, Hypoxylaceae. The record is from RefSeq and is a predicted model, not a curated record. Gene Ontology annotation, molecular function: zinc ion binding; aldehyde-lyase activity.